Messenger RNA from Amborella trichopoda, 2946 nucleotides. The record is from RefSeq and is a predicted model, not a curated record. Lineage: Eukaryota; Viridiplantae; Streptophyta; Magnoliopsida; Amborellales; Amborellaceae.
UUUUUGGGCCUACCCCUUGCCUUUUUUGAGCUUUCUACUUGAAUCAACUCACACCUCCUAACAAGUAUUGUAUUGGUUCUGCAUUGAACAUGGCCAGCCAGACCACCUAAAUCUACUUUAUCUCAUCUUAUCGCUUAUUGGAGCCACACCUAAGCUCUCCCGAAUGUAUUCGUUUAAAUUCUAUUCCUUCUUAUCUUGCAAUUCAUCCAUCUCCACUUCUUCAUCUUAGCUGUACUCAUCUUAUGGGUGUGUUGGUUAUUAUAGGCAUGAGUAGUGAUGAUGAUGUUUGGUAACUGAUUUCCCUGAACCAACUCUAUUUGGUAGAUGACUCAACCUCACUCGAGGAAAUAACACAUCGUGCUAUACUUUGCUUUAGUGCUAGAAUUGAGGAUUGUUUCUUGCUUCUUUUCGUUUUAGGACAUAAAUAGCUAUUUGGAAAGCAGAUGACCCAUACUAGAGUGCAGACGAUGCCGAAGUAUUUUAGAUAUUGCAUCCUCCAUAUAGUUUCAUUGAAUCAUCAAUGUAUUUUUAUUUUUUAUUUUUUUUCUAGCUAAGUCAUCAGCAUCAAUAAGGAGACUUGCACACUUUUGCAUGAAAUAAUUCAUACCCCAGUUCCUUCAUUAAAAAAAUAGGAGUCUGGUUUUAUGUGCUUCUGAUUAUUGAUUUGGUCUCAACCAUCUCUAGUAAGAGAGAUUAAUGAUGAUUAGUCUGAUGAUACCGAGCCUUCAAUAAAACAAUAUGGAAUGUCUCAAACCAAGCAUCAGGUACUUGUUUGAAAGCAUGUGGUACGUAUCAAGUUUGUAGAAUGCUUGGAUUUUAAGUUCAUUCCUCUAUUGGUCCGCAAAAUCACAAUAGAGGAAUGAACUCUCAACAUCCAUUUGAUGCAUAUCCCAAUGCCUAGUGGAGGCCAUGGCAAUUAUAUUUAUGGACCUGUUUAUAAUGGUCAUAAUGGCCACACUAGCAAAGGCCUCAUAAUCUAAUGAAUAUUCUUAUUGAUAAUGUUAGGCAACCAAUCUGGCUUAAAUUUAUCUAAGCCAUAUUCUUGUUGAUAACCUUAUUCAACCAAGCAUGCUAUAGUUAUCAAGUGUACCGAUUUCCACUUGUGUGUACCCACAUUUGCAUCCAUUGGGUUAUUUUCUUGGUAGGAUUGGGCUUUGAUCCCACAUAUGAGUAUCCUGCGAAGUUUGCACUUCCUUUGGCAUUGCCUUUCUGCCAGACUUAGUUCAAAUGCAUUAGAAUCACGAGAUGGAACAUAACCAGGAUCCAAUGCGGCCACUAAUGCAAUAUUAGUAAGUUAAUUAGGAGUAGAGGAAGUAAUUGUCUACACUAUGGAGGAUCGUGGGGUUGUGCAGUGUGGAGAGAGGGUGCAGAGGGCUUUGUCUGUACAUCAUUUUUUUCUUCCAUGAUAAGUUCAACGUAAAGCUGAAAUAAUGCAUGCAUUUUGUGAAUCUACUUUAAGGAAUUUUGUAUUACAUGUAACUUGUGACUCAUCAGUUGGUGAAUCCCAAAAUAUGACAGCAUCGAUACUAAAAUGGGAGCAAGGAAUAGUGAUUGGUGAUGGAGCAUAAAUAUAACAGAACAUUAUAACAAACAUAGGGAUACUCUUAAAGUGAUUCCAAUGCAAACGGUGAUUAUUCCAAACAAGUACAAUGAAAGGCUUGUUGGACUGUUGCAUGAGGCUGGUUCAAAGCCCAUUGUAGUCUUGUGCCAUGGCUUUCGAUCAUCAAAGGAUGACAGUACCAUCAAGGCCAUCACAACAGCUUUAACUAGAGAAGGAAUCAGUGCAUUUCAUUUUGAUUUUUCAGGAAACGGGGAAAGUGAUGGAUCAUUUCAAUAUGGAAAUUACUGGAAAGAGGUUGAGGAUUUGCGUUCUGUGGUUGAAUACCUUUCUGGGGCUCAACGUAAAAUUAUAGCUAUUGUCGGGCACAGUAAAGGAGGAAAUGCAGUGCUUUUGUAUGCUUCCAAGUAUCAUGACGUUGAUACUGUGGUUAAUGUUUGUGGCCGCUUUGAUUUGUGUCAAGGAAUUGUGGGUCGCUUAGGUAAAGACUUCAUGGAAAAGAUCAAGAACGACAUAUUCAUUGAUGUCAAAGACAGGAAUGGGAAAUUUGAGUACCGUGUUACAGAAGAAAGCUUGAUGGAUCGUCUAAGUACAGAUAUGCAUGUAGCCUCCCCCAUGAUUGAUAAAAAUUGCAGAGUCUUGACAAUUCAUGGCACAAAGGAUGAAAUCGUACCUGUGGAAGAUGCUCUAGAGUUUGACAAGCUCAUCCCUAACCAUAAACUGCAUACAAUAGAAGGUGCAAACCAUGUAUAUUCCUCUCACGGGUCAGAAUUAGCCUCCACUGUAGUGGACUUCAUAAAAGCUGGUUAUCUACCAGAAAAUCAGCAGUCACAGGAGGUACCAUCUUGUCCAAGAACCAGAAGAUUGAUUAGGUCCAGAAUUUAAUGCAAUUAUAACCAUGGGGAUGAAAAUACAGUGAUAAUUGAAGAACAGUACGUUUAGAAUAAAUUGCAAGAAAAACAGGUAAAAAGAAAAAAUCCAUCAUGGACCUCCCUGAUGCAGAGGCUUCUUUUUAUUGAUUAUUGGCUAAGAUUCUUUUUGACGCAUGCACCGAAUACCUGGCAUGAUGGAGAAUUAUGCAUGUUAAAGAUGUUAAUGAUCAGCAAGAAGCUUAAUCAUUUAUUGGAUGCAUGUCAGCUGGUAUGAACCACUCUUUCAAGUGCACGUUGCCUCCAGUGCCAUUAUUCAAGACUGCAGCGAUUGUAGUCUCUCCUGUAAUACUGUUCAUAGGUUUAAUUAACCUUUAUUUAUUUAUUGCAACGGGGCAAUUGUAUCCUCUAACUCAACAUUAUAUUCGGGUUUAUGGUAAAUUUCAAUGGGGCAAUGGUAAACUUAAAUUUUAUCCUCUAAAGUUUUACAUGAGAAUGAUCCUGGGUAUUUUUAAUGCA